AAAUGGAAUAAGUUGUCAGCAGAGCAGCUUGUGAGUGGGAGGAGGAGGAGGCUGGAUAUAAAGAGUCUGUUACAGGAUUCCCAAACAAGAAGCUCCAGACGGGAAGAAGGAGCAGGAGUCCUAGGGCUACAGGGAACGCCAGAGAUCCUGAGAUUGGGACUUACAGGAUUCAGCUUCUUUCCACUUCCCUCGGCUGAACUACACCCUCUCCCUCUCUCUAUACAGUAGUUGGGAGAUGAUGUCUGGGAUUUCGGCUGAGGAGCAGCUCUGCAAUUUCCAGGAGGUCCUGCGCCAGAGCCUUUUCCUAGAGGAGGAAUUCCCACCACAGCCUCCGACAUUCCGGGGAGCUCUCAGGUGGCCCAGGAUUGGCAAACUCAGGGCUCAGCCUCUGUCCUUUGAGGAGAUCCAGGAGGUGGAAGAAGAAGGAGUGUCCCCUACAGAAGAGGAAAAGGCCAGGAGAACGUUCCUACAGUCUCUGGAGUCUCUGAGGAGGAAUUCCCACCUACGGAGAGACAAGUUGGGUCUCUUCAAACUCAGCCUGGACUCUAAUGACUCUUCCAUGACUUGAAGGUCUUAAGGCAAAGAUCUUCUAAACGGUGCUAAGUUCCCACAAGUUGCUCGGUGCUGAUUACAUGACUGUAGAUACACGCGGUUUGCAAAUUUACUGUAUGGGUGGAAAAUGCUGUGAGGGGCCAAAAGAGACUUGAAGAAGUGACCAGUCUUUGGACCAUCAACUCAAUGCUCAACACUUGCCCUACCCUAUUGUCCCUUCCACCCUAAAACUGCUCCUCUAUGGGCCCCAGCUGUACCCCCUAUUGGCAACCCCACCAGACACCAUAGGUUUUACAUGAUGCACAAAUUGGGGUGUCUCAUACCAAGUUCUCAGGAUUCCCCAAGAUCCGACACCAGGGGGAUUAGAGACGGAUUAUUCUUUCCUCGUGGAAUAUCUAAAUCUGAGCCAAGGACCAAACGUCUCUAUUUUUCUAUGAAUUUAUUUAUUUUUUGUAUUUUAAAUAAAUGUCUACGCGGGGGCUGGAACUGUAUAGAUUUUACCUUUAUUCACUUUUCAUGAAAUAAAUCUGCAUAUUUAUUCA
Molecule: messenger RNA, 1094 nt
Organism: Xenopus laevis (African clawed frog)
Lineage: Eukaryota; Metazoa; Chordata; Amphibia; Anura; Pipidae
Exons: 1
Coding region: 236-568 (110 amino acids)
Source: RefSeq, a predicted model, not a curated record